Molecule: messenger RNA, 4550 nt
Organism: Phymastichus coffea
Lineage: Eukaryota; Metazoa; Arthropoda; Insecta; Hymenoptera; Eulophidae
Gene: Cul4
Product: cullin-4A
Exons: 10
Coding region: 479-2902 (807 amino acids)
Biological process (GO): protein ubiquitination; ubiquitin-dependent protein catabolic process; DNA damage response
Cellular component (GO): Cul4-RING E3 ubiquitin ligase complex
Molecular function (GO): ubiquitin protein ligase binding
Source: RefSeq, a predicted model, not a curated record
AUACCGCAUCUGCAUCCGUUUCAAUUACGCAUUGUAUAAAUAUGUAUACUUACCGUCGCCGACGAAAAUUCAUCAUCACUCAGAAGAAAAGAUUGCACGCGCGCCCCCAAGACGUUAAGAAGUCUUGAUAGCGGGCGAGUAUCGUAAUUCGUAAUCAAACCACUAACGUGUAAGCUUAUAGGUAAGUUACUUACACGUUGAUUUCGCGAAGAGAGAAGAGCGAAGAGAGCAUACACAUGUGAUUAAUCACGUUUGAUUAUUAUAACAUACCGUUUGCCCACGCACACAUAGUGACGCGGUCGCCUCUCGGCUCUCGCGCAGUAAUAAAAACAACAGAUACGCUUUAUACACGCUCGCUCUCCGUGUGUGUCACGAAAAAAGACCCAUCCAGAAAAAUCUCAGUGUACGUGCUUGAAGUGUGUCUCCCUUAUACGACUGAAAAUCGGAUAAAUCCAAUGUAAACAGGCAAUGAGCUCAUAUGUCCAGGUUGGGUAGGACACAGGUACUGGCAACCAGCGAGUACAGCCAGCAUCAAUCAGCACUCAAAAGGCCAAGAUACAAUAACAGUACAGUUGACGGAGAAGACCUUAGUAUGGCUGACGCUGCUACAUCACCUGGUGGCAAUGCCCAAGCACAGCAGUGCAAAAGACCCAAUUUUUCACUGGCUGUUGCCAACCCUAAUGGAGUUAAUAAGAUGACUACAAGCUUGGCUACUGGCAAACCUGGUACUGCCAAGAAGCUUAUCAUUAAAAAUUUCAAAGAAAAACCAAAGCUUCCUGAAAACUAUCAAGAGGAAACAUGGGAAAAGUUAAGGGAGGCAGUAAUCGCAAUACAAACAAGCAAAAGCAUACGUUAUUCCUUGGAAGAAUUAUACAAAGCAGUGGAGAACAUGUGUAGCCAUAAAAUGGCUCAUAAUCUCUAUGUUAAUCUGACUGAAUUGGUAGAAUGCCAUGUGAAGGCUAAUACAGAGCAAUUUUUAGCCGAGUCCAUGGACAGACAUAUAUUCUUGAAAAAGAUGAACGAGUGUUGGCAGUCUCAUUGUAGGCAGAUGAUCAUGAUUAGAAGUAUAUUUCUUUAUCUUGACAGGACUUAUGUCUUACAAAAUCCAGGCAUCUCAUCUAUAUGGGAUAUGGGCCUGUACCUCUUUAGACUUCACAUUGUUCUUAAUAACUUGGUACAAACACGCACUGUAGAGGGUCUUCUUAUGCUAAUUGAAAAAGAACGUCAAGGCGACACAGUCGAUCGUACGUUACUCAAGUCUUUACUGCGAAUGCUGUCAGAUCUGCAGAUCUAUCAGGACGCCUUUGAAUCUAAAUUCCUUGGUGCCACUGAGAGGCUUUAUGCUGCCGAGGGACAGAGACUCAUGCAAGAACACGAUGUACCUGAGUAUCUUGCUCACGUGGACAAACGGUUGCAAGAGGAGAACGAGAGACUUUUGCAUUACCUCGAUUCUUCUACGAAAUGGUCUUUGAUUCACACGGUAGAAAAGCAAUUGCUGUCGGAGCACGUGACAAGUAUUUUACAAAAGGGAUUGAGUGGAUUAUUAGAUGAGAAUAGAAUUAGCGAUUUGUCGUUACUCUACAACUUAUACAAUCGUAUUAAAAAUGGUCUGACAGAACUUUGUAUAAACUUUAAUUGUUAUAUCAAGAAACGAGGUAAAACAAUAGUAAUAGAUCCAGAGAAAGAUAAGACUAUGGUACAAGAAUUACUAGAUUUUAAGGAUAAAAUGGACAAUAUUGUCAACACAUGUUUUCAUAGAAACGAGAAAUUCGCCAACAGUUUGAAAGAAGCUUUCGAGGCAUUCAUUAAUCAAAGAGCAAAUAAACCAGCUGAACUUAUUGCAAAGUUCGUGGACUGCAAAUUGCGAGCUGGCAAUAAGGAGGCAACCGAAGAAGAAUUGGAGCGUCUGUUGGAUAAGAUAAUGGUCUUGUUCCGUUUCAUCCACGGAAAAGAUGUAUUUGAAGCUUUCUAUAAAAAGGAUCUAGCAAAAAGAUUGUUAGUUGGCAAAUCAGCUUCGGUGGACGCAGAAAAAUCAAUGUUGUCCAAGUUGAAGCAAGAAUGUGGUGGUGGUUUUACCAGUAAACUUGAGGGCAUGUUCAAAGACAUGGAACUCAGUAAGGAUAUCAACAUCGCUUUCAAACAGUACUCGGGUAAUCUGCAAAAUGAACUUAUCGCUAGUAACUUGGAUUUGACGGUGUCGAUUCUUACUAUGGGUUACUGGCCGACUUAUCCCGUUAUGGAAGUAACCUUGCCAGCUGAGAUGGUUCAGUAUCAGGAUAUUUUCAACAAGUUCUAUUUGGGAAAGCAUAGUGGUCGUAAGUUGCAGUGGCAACCUACGCUUGGGCAUUGUGUACUCAAGGCUUCUUUCAAUCAGGGUAAUAAAGAAUUGCAAGUAUCUUUGUUCCAAGCUCUUGUCUUACUCCUUUUUAACGAUUCGGAUAACAUGUCGUUGGAAGAAGUCAAGACUGCUACAAAUAUCGAAGAUGGCGAGCUUCGACGAACAUUACAAUCAUUAGCCUGUGGUAAAGCCCGGGUACUCCACAAAAAUCCGAAAGGACGUGACGUGGAGGAUAACGAUAGAUUUAUUUUAAAUGCAGACUUUACUAACAAACUAUUUAGAAUAAAGAUUAAUCAAAUUCAGAUGAAGGAGACAAACGAAGAACAAAAAGCGACGGAAGAACGAGUGUACCAAGACAGACAGUACCAAAUAGACGCGGCUAUCGUUCGAAUCAUGAAGAUGAGGAAAACAUUGAUUCAUAACUGUCUUAUAACUGAAUUGUACAAUCAGCUCAAGUUUCCCGUAAAGCCUGCUGACUUAAAGAAACGAAUAGAAUCGUUAAUCGACCGAGACUAUAUGGAGCGCGACCGAGAUAACGCGAAUCAGUAUAACUACGUGGCGUAACCUCGCAGUGUGAAUGCGAAUGCAGUGAAAGUUCAGAACAUAGAUGUGCCGACAGCAAUUUAUAGGAAUAAACGUUCGAUAAUGGCAAUACUUUUAGAACUGAUGGUGUGUAGCAUCUUUACAUUCUUUUUGUUUUUUAUCGACGAUUUAACAAAUUGCUUGUUUAUUCGUUCAUCACGAAAGUGAGAUGAUUACAUCUGUCUCUUGACUGCUAUAUUUGUGAAAUAAAUAAUCAGAGAUAUGCCUUGAUCUAAUGGAGAUGAGCGAUGCUGUAUGAACCGACUUGUAGUUUUUUGAAAUUCGUGAAUUAUUGUAGACACUUGAUUGAGUAUUGUGACAAAUUAUUUGUUAUUUUUUUACUGAGAAUAUGUGUGAGACAUAGAGCUGACACUGACGAAUAAUUUUUUCGUGAUCUUCAUUAGUAAGAAAUUAAUAACAAAUUCGUAGAAUAAUCAUAUGUCGGUAAACAGUUUUCAGGUCUCCCGAAAGUCUCUGUAAUUUCUUUUGCGUUUCUUAAUAAAAUAGAAAAAAUGUACGUGGAGAAUUUUGACGAGAUAAAGCUGAAUUAUUGCUUUUCUUAGCUAAAAACAUGAAGCAAGGAUCGAAUGAGAUGUAUUCUCGUAUAGUUCGUAGGUAAGAAAGUAAUAGAAAAACAUGGAUGAUAACUGUCAAAGAAGACGCUUUUACAUAAAGAUUCGAUAUUUAAUUGUAACCGCGACUAUGUUUGCUUUUUUUAAUAGCGAAACAUUCGUUUUUACAAAAUGUGAGCGACUUUAGUUUAACUGAAAAAGAAAUUUCGGCUGCUAUUGAAAGAAAAAUUUUAGAAUAUUUGAGGAGAAACAUUUUUUUAUUUGAAAAAAUUAUGUGUAUAAAAGAAAAAUUGUUUUCUCGAUUCAUUCGAUCAUUUUUGUAUACAAGGCUCAAUUGUAGCUUACAAGCAGAAGAAAAUAUUGUUUGGCAAUAACUAUAACAUAAAUUUUGUGGUGUCAAUUAAUAAAAUAAUUUCUUUGCUUAUCUCGUUGAAUUGUUUAAUUUGAAAUAAUAGAAAAAGGAAAUCAUUAUUUGUAAAAAUUAGCAUAAUGAUUUAUGUAUGGGUAUUAUUUCAAAGAAAAAAACAAAAGAAGACAAGUGGUAGACAUUAAGUACAUUUAAAAACCACUGAGUUCUAUAAGAAUUGAUAUUAUAAUUGUAAAAAAGUCUGCAUCAAUUCUGUCUGGCUAAGAGAUAUAAAGUAACCUCGCGUUUUCGAAAUGAAGAAAAGCAAAAUAGCAAAAAGGAAUCAUCUUGAGACUGACAUUUGGUAAAACAAACGCCUUUCCAGUCAGUCAAAGUGAGCAUUAAAUAGCGUCAGGAUCAGUAAAGUAAAGAGGUACAUUAUUUUUAUGUAAGACAUAUUUGUCAAAGACGUUGUAAAUAGUAACACAGGUACGUACUUGUAAUAAAAUAACUAUAAUACAUGGUUUUUAUUCACAGUCACUGUUCUGUUUUUACUUGAUUCGCUACGUUGUAACUUUUUCUUUUUCAUCACUACAAUAUAUAUGCCAAUACUACAGUCAUUUUAUUGAGCUGUUUUUUCAAUCAUCCACUUUCCUAGCUAUUAAGUAAGAUGGUGAUUUUACUUCUGAUAAACCUUAAGUUGUUGUAAAUU